AUGGUGAGCAAAGAGCCCAACCACUUGCUCACAGGCCGAACCAACGGCAAGAGCACCUUGGCAGACAAGUUGCCCGGGACGAUGACUGUGCGCUCCGUGCUGCUCAAUCGAGACUCCCCAGAUAUCGAGAGCCGCCUCAAGCGCCGCCGCAACCGCACCCACCAGGUCCGCUUCAAAGACCUGGAGGAUGGCAGCAGCAGCAGCGGCAACAGUGGGACGGGAGAAAACAAUAGCCAUCAGAGGCCUGCACCGGACUGCGACAGCCCGCAUCCUCUUCGCAAACACGGCAGCAGGUCCCCGAAGCCGUGGACCGCCCGGGACGGGCCUCGGACUCAGAGUCUACCUGGCCAAACCUCCGUGGUGGGGUCUGUGCGUGGGGACAUGGAAAGUACUAUCGAGGUGGUCGCUGCCUUCUUAGCCAGGGCCCCUCCUCAUCCGUUGACUCCGGGUCCCACGCGGCGAUGCUGGGCCCCGCCACAGAUCAACUCCUUGACCUUGCCGAUGACACGCAGGCCCAGUACGAGCACCAGCACAGCCAUCCAGACCUCCCCAUGCCUAAAAAAGCCCCAGCCCCUCUCUUCCACCCAUACACACAGCCACAGCCUCGGGGACUCACUGGGCAUGGAUGGGGACGACGAACAUGACUCUCAAGAUGAGUACCUUGCGCACAACCAUGUGUUGGGGUCUUGGUCCAAGGACCAGAACGGUCCUCCUGGGCCUGGCGAUCGAGCUGCGGUGGAACGGAGAUCCAGAGCCUCCAGGACAGACAUCAAAUCAGCUGUUAGUUUGGUGAAGAACUCCCGGCAUAGCUGUCCCCCGUCGGUGUUUCACAACACGGAGCCGUUUCACGGCUCCUCCGCGUCCUGUCGAGACGGCCCCAAGCGUCAGGGAAGCAGCACUCCCUCCAUGGUCCGGAGGAGGAAGCGGCUUAAUCGGACAGCAAGUGAUCCUGGAAAGGAAGUGCACUACUGCACCAUUCCCACUCAAACCGAAAGCCACAGUCCAUCCCCGCCGCCUUCAAACACCAACUUCUGCACCACUCAACACAGUUGUGGUAUGCUCCAGUCCUUCCCCAGUUGCACCAUCAUGCCCCAUGCAAAACUGCUCCACCCCUAUCUCAAGCAUAGUAUCACCAGCUCCUCCAACCUGUUCCACUCCUACCCCAACUCUCUGCAAAAUACCUCUUCUGCCAACACGGGCAUCACCCCCUACUCCUCCCCAGUCCCCAAAUUAAAAUCCUGCACUUCUCCGCCUCCCCUCGUGCAAACAUACGCGUCCACUCUUCCGAAUGCACAAACGUGUGCGACCCCAACGAAAGCGGUUCCUCUUUAUUCGUCCAAAUUUCGUGCCGCGCCGCCAUACACGCCCCCCUCUCAGGCGCCGUACAACGCUCAAGAUAAGAGGGGGAUUCGACUUCCGCCUCCACCGCCGCCACCUCCACCUUACACGCCACGCAAAACGGGAAGCGAUCCACCCGGUCCUGCAGUCAGAACCCCCGUGCUCACGGCAGACGGCAAGGCCGGCAAGGGAGAUAAAGACGAGGAAAAGGAGGAAAGGGAAGAUAUAAAAUGUACAGACUCACCCAAGCUGUGUGAGAGAGCCAGCUCUCUGAAGCACAGAGCUCAGACUCCGCCAGUUGCUGUGAUGAAGGAAGAGAAGCCGGCCUCCUCCUCUCCUGCCAAGGCCUGUUUUAAGUCCAGCUGUCUCAGCUCAGCCCAGGCUCAGCUCGGGGUGCUGCACAAAAUGCUCUGCUCAGGACCCAGUGCCAGGCCCAACACCCCCAACAGACAAUGCCCUGCAAAGCAGCAGAGUUGCUCUGGAGCCAGGGGCCGCUCUGAAUCUGGGGAGCGGCCUACAGCCGGACCGCUGACUGCCACCCAGGCUGACACACUGAGACAGGUCCAGGAGAUUCUGGGAGGGUUGGUGUCUGGUGCCAGGUGUAAACUGGACCCAUCCAGGAUGACAGAGAAGCUCCUGGGUCCCAACGGACCCCUGCAUGAUAUUCGUAACCUGCAGACUCAGCUCCAAAGCCUGGAGGGGGUCCUGGAGACCAGCCAGAACACCAUUAAGGUCCUGCUGGAUGUCAUUCAAGACCUCGAGAAGAAGGAAGCCGAAAGAGAAGGAAGACAUUCAUACCGGACCGGGCAGGACAUCGAGAACUGUGGGACCUGCAGGGACUGCGCCUGCAUCAUCUACAGUGUAGAGCAUGACUUUCGGCUGCAGGAAGGCCAGGUGGUACGCACAUGGAAGGUGGGCGACCCUCCCGAGGGCUCGCCACAGACCCCGACUCCCCAGCCCUCCACACCCAACCAACAAGACUCCCCCCAGCCGGUGCGACCCCCCGCCACCACCAGGAAGAACAGGAAGAAAUGUUUCUGGUUCCUCUGAGUGCAAGCGGGUUGGAGGAAACAAACAAAAAAGACAUUUUUGAUACCAUGAUGCACUGCGCACCCUUCUUCAAAAACCUGCAAAUGAUGAACUACGGAGACGUGGAAUGAACUGGAAGGAUGGGAAUACACUAAAUGCAAACAUGAGACUGUGGGAGGGGGACGAGGGUGACGAGGGUUCUGGAUAUGUUGCUGUUGGAGUAGAUGAAGAUGGUUUGAUUGGGCCGUGUUGUUACUGCUCUAGAAAUGCCUCUUCAGCACUUACAGGUUCGGUUCUGGUGCAGGGAAGCAAAAGUGCUGAAGUCCAAAAAAAGCAAAAGUUCAGUCCACAAUAUGACUCACAGUAGGAAGCAAUAGGAGACAUGAAGAGGAUAUAUAGCGGGUGGAACGGGGCAAAGGGCAAAGGGCAAAGGGCAAUACAGCACAGAGGAUGGAGUAUAUUUAUAAAAGAUGAAAUAAAUAAAGUUUAUAUAUAGGUAAAUAGAGAAAAAGACAGAGGAAAGAUUCAUCUUCAUUAAUGGACUAAUGAGGGUCAGAACACCAGCUUUUAUAUCCAGAGACAUUUAAAAUGAAUUAUUAUGACCUGUAUUUAAAACUUUUAAUAUAUUGUAAUUGAUAACACAUUACUACACGUCUACAUGCACAUGCAACACACACGCACACACACACACACACCUACUUAAACAGAUUAAGUGACAUAUUUACAUAAAAGGCAUAUAUAAAUGGAGACAUUGAGUGAGCUGAGCUACUCUCCUUGGAUGCUAUAUUUCAGAUAUGGAUUUACAGCUCUAUAAAAAUAUUUUACCACA
Messenger RNA from Pseudoliparis swirei, 3196 nucleotides. Its product is annotated as serine/arginine repetitive matrix protein 1. Gene Ontology annotation, biological process: inhibitory postsynaptic potential. NCBI's taxonomy places the organism in Eukaryota, Metazoa, Chordata, Actinopteri, Perciformes, Liparidae. Gene Ontology annotation, cellular component: postsynaptic density. The transcript is spliced from 5 exons. The coding region runs from base 1 to 2388 and encodes 795 amino acids. The record is from RefSeq and is a predicted model, not a curated record.